AUGGCAUUAUCUACUUCAAUUUCUGGUUCGCAACAUUGUCAUCCAGUCAUUUCUAUUGAUGGAACAAGUAUGAAGAAUAAGUACGGUGGUACUCUUUUAUCUACUUCAACACCUGAUGUCAAUGAUCAGAUUUUUUCACUAGCCUUUUGUGUUGUUGAUUUUGAGAAUGAUUCCUCAUGGACCUGGCUUUGCAUCCAAUUGAAGAGAAUUAUAGGUGGCCGGAAUGAUGUUGUCAUAGUAUCUGAUAGACAUAAAAGUAUAUACAAAGCCAUAGAGGUAGUAUUUCCCAACGUUUUACAUUGGAUGUGCCUUGUUCAUUUACUUAGGAACCUGAAGUUGAAGUAUAAGAGAAUAGUUGAUACAAUAUUUCAUGCAUAUAGGAAGACUUUUAAUAUUGUAGACUUUGAACACGAAAUGAGUUUGUUGGAAUCUUCUGCCCCUGGUAUACGUGAGGAGCUUGAAUCCGUUGGUUUUGCUAAGUGGUCUCGUGCGCACUCACCAUGUAUGAGAUAUAAUGUCAUGACUACUAAUAUAUCUAGAAGUUUGAAUUUUGCUAUGCUGAAGGCUAGAAAGUUACCAAUAUGUUCAAUACUUGAGAUUUUGCAAAUGAUGUUGCAAAGAUAG
Molecule: messenger RNA, 624 nt
Organism: Cucumis melo (muskmelon)
Lineage: Eukaryota; Viridiplantae; Streptophyta; Magnoliopsida; Cucurbitales; Cucurbitaceae
Exons: 1
Coding region: 1-624 (207 amino acids)
Source: RefSeq, a predicted model, not a curated record